Molecule: messenger RNA, 1320 nt
Organism: Vitrella brassicaformis
Lineage: Eukaryota; Vitrellaceae
Source: the annotation of a GenBank genome assembly
UGCAUCUAUCCGUCCGUCUAUCUUAUUGUUGCUCGUCAGCUUGCAUGUCAGUCAGUCAGGCAAUCAGUCGAUCAGUCAGUCAGAAGGGCUUUCUACACAGGGGACACCUCGGUUUCGGCUCUGGCUGGCCAUCCAUCUCGCCCCGCCCACCCGCCAGAAUGCGCUUAUGACACGACGCACAAUAGCAUGUGCAACCUGACACACACCCAUGCACAUUCAAAACGGCACAGCGAAAUGUAGGUCCGUGCGAGUAUCCGUGUGAGUGUCUGACUGCGUCUGCUGCUCACCACAUGGCAGCUUCACAGCCUUUGGUUCGGACCAGCAUGCCAUGCAGACUCGUUCCCUCUCCUGCUCGGCCCUCUCGGCCUCCACUCGCUGCGACUCGGCCGCGGCCUUGAGCUGCGUCAAUCGGGUCAUUUCUGCAUUGAUGUUGCCGACGAGGCAUGACAGCUCAGCAGCGCUGAUGUGCUGCAGCCGGUCGCCACGAAGCUGAGCCCCGUCCAGUGCGGCAUUCUGCCGACCCAGACGGUCAUUCUCGCUCUCGAGGGAGUGGAUGGAGCUCUCGCACGUGCGGAUGGUCCGGCGCAGCCCCGCGAUUACAGUGUUCUUGAAGGCGCUGGCCUGCUCGAGUGACUCGAGAGUGGCCCCUUUCGCCUGGAUGACGCUGUCCCUCUCCUGAAUGGCCUUGUCCUUCUCCGAUAUCACCAUGUCCUUCUCGCUGACACACGGACACAAGACGAGAAACAGUAAAGAUGGAGAACGGGCCUCCAUAUCUCUCUGUGUGUGUGAAUGGAUGCAGACUUCAGGGUGCUCUUCUGCGUCUCGAUGAGCUUCUGCAGUCUGUCAAUCCUCUGAAGGGACAGCAAAGCGGCAAGGCAUGAAAGAUCAGUUCAUAUGCCCUUCCCGCCCCUCUCCUCUCUCGGUCUGUCACCUUGUGCGGUCCGACGAGCAUCUUGAAGUAUUUCGUCUUGCCCCGGUGUAGGCCACCGCCGUGCUCCUCCUUGUGCAUCAACUCAUCCUGCAGCAAGAGGGAAGGCCCGUACUCAUCUGCACUUAUGUGUUUUGUCCGCAACACACCUCCUCUUCCUUCCUGAGGGCCUUGAGCGCCUGUAGGUGUUUCUUCGAGCGCUCGUGUGACGCCAGCUGCCCUUCGCUGCGGUAGUGUUUGUUGCAGAUAUCACAGUAAUAGAUGAGGACAUCGCCGCCAUGCUCGUCGUCACUGGACUCAUCAGAGUAGGGGCUGGGGUCCAUGAUCUCCCCCUCACUCCUCUCCGAGCUCGCACGCCCCCCCCCCCCCCCCCCCCCCCCCCCCCCCCCCCC